AUGCCAGAACUAGAGUAGUUAAAGCAUAACUCCAAGGAGAAUAAGUAUCAAACUAAACUUAAAAUUAGUAAAAUUCUAUUAAUUAAAUAAAUAAUUGUAGAUAGAAUGGGAAUGAUUUAAUGUUGUGAACAAGAAAGACCUAAGCAAAAAGUAGAUAUAGACGCAAAAAUUCAUGGAUAUGAAUUUGCUUUUCCAAAUGGCAUUGAAGAUUAGUAAGCCAUAGAGUAUUUUAUCAAGAACUGGGAUCUAAAAGAAGCUCAAGAAAAUGCCAUUGAAGGGGGUAAAAAGGAAACAAAGCGAUAAUCUGUUAGGCAAAAGAUAGAAUAGUCAAGAUCAAAAGGAGGUGGUAGUGGAGCUAACUCAGCAAGAGGCACUGAGACAAAUAAUCUUCGUACUCGGCUAAGUGGUGUCUUAAAUCAGAGACUACGCGGAUCAAUUACAACUUUAAAUAAUUUGGAUACCCCUUAUCAAGAAAAGAGAUAAAGCUCUUAUGUAAAGAAAAACUCUCCCUUAGCUAGGAAGGAGAUUAAGAAAACUUCCCAGUAGAUGGAAAGGUCUAAAUUCGAUAAUAACCUGGAGGAGGAAUUUAAGUUGGAUGAUGAUAAAGAUGGCUUGCCUAUGUGUAUGAGUGAGUUGGAUCCUUCCAAGAGUUCUAAACCAUUAAAAUAACUGCUCACUCCAUAAGAAGAUAUAAACCAAACUAAGGGCUACUUUAACUAUCAGAAGAUGAAUACAGUGAAGGAAACUGACUCAUCUCGCGAGAAGAGCAAGCUCUACCCAACAGAUAUCCUAGUAUCUCGCUUAGAUUGA
Stylonychia lemnae is the source of this 810-nucleotide messenger RNA. The record is from the annotation of a GenBank genome assembly. NCBI's taxonomy places the organism in Eukaryota, Ciliophora, Spirotrichea, Sporadotrichida, Oxytrichidae.